This is a messenger RNA of Schistocerca serialis cubense, 339 nucleotides long. RefSeq names its product dynein light chain Tctex-type 1-like. The record is from RefSeq and is a predicted model, not a curated record. Gene Ontology annotation, cellular component: cytoplasmic dynein complex; cytoplasm. Gene Ontology annotation, biological process: microtubule-based movement. The transcript has 3 exons. NCBI's taxonomy places the organism in Eukaryota, Metazoa, Arthropoda, Insecta, Orthoptera, Acrididae. Bases 1 to 339 code for a protein of 112 amino acids. Gene Ontology annotation, molecular function: dynein intermediate chain binding.
AUGGAUGAUUUUGCGGAGGAAGAGACAGAGUUCGUGGUGGAGGAGGUGACGACGCUGGUGAAGGAGUGCGUCGAGAAGAUAGUUGGCCGCGAGACGUUCCAGCGGCAGAAGUGCGAGCUGUAUGUGCACCGCAUCGCUGAGGCGUGCAUCUCUGCGCUCGCCCGCCUCAACAAGCCCUUCAAGUACAUAGUGACGGUGGAAGUGGCGCAGAACGACGGAUGUGGCCGCCAUGGAGCGUUCGCCAACUUAUGGGACGCUGGCCGCGACAAGUGCUGCAACGUCAUCUGGAAGAAUGACGUCGUUCUAUGCAUCGUCACUGUUAUUGGCCUUCACAUAUGA